Messenger RNA from Mandrillus leucophaeus (drill), 3323 nucleotides. It is a transcript of the gene ZSCAN29, whose product is annotated as zinc finger and SCAN domain containing 29. Gene Ontology annotation, molecular function: RNA polymerase II cis-regulatory region sequence-specific DNA binding; DNA-binding transcription factor activity, RNA polymerase II-specific. Lineage: Eukaryota; Metazoa; Chordata; Mammalia; Primates; Cercopithecidae. The coding region runs from base 708 to 3263 and encodes 851 amino acids. The record is from RefSeq and is a predicted model, not a curated record. The transcript has 5 exons. Gene Ontology annotation, biological process: regulation of transcription by RNA polymerase II.
CGCUUUGGAGCCAAAACCAGCUUCUCUCCUUGCGCGAGGUUUUCCGACAGGUAGCUCCUUAAUCCUUGCUGAGCAACUUCUACUUUUACGCGGGGAAAACAAAGACCCGAGAUUCUGGACGUGAUUUUUGCCUGGAGUGGGCUUUGGGAGUUGUGCAGCCCGAGGGGGCAGGGCGGACACUGAAGGCCUCCGGAAGGACUGCGGAGGUACUGGGGAAGAUGAGCUGCGACCAGCUGGACAGAGGCUUUUUGUUGCCUUCGAGCAGGAUGGCGAAUUGUCUUUAGAUCCUCUCGAGCACCAGCUCUCCUAUAUGGUUCGGACUCACCGUGCAACAUUGGGCAGGGAAAUUAAAUGGGAUUGGAUUUGGAGGAGGUGGGAGGGGGCAGACAGUAAGUAGUUUUAUUCUCUGCUGCUUCCUGGGGCUGCCCUGAAAGUCAACCAGAAAAGCAGCUUUUGCAAAGUCUAUUUACUGAAGAUUGUGCUACCUCAGAAGGCCACUCGGAGCACAUGGGAAGGCAGGCUAGCUCUGGCAAGACUUUAGACAUAUGAAUGUAUUCCUUCUGCUGAUAGUGCCAUCUUUCUCUGCCCUAGGAAGAAACUCCUCUUACAGAGAGUCAUCUGCAGGGGACUCUCCAAGGACAUGGGAAGAUAGAUGUAAGCCCUGGAACCCAGACUCUUAAGUGGAGGGAAGCUGCUUUCUGCUGUUAAUGAUGGCCAAAUCCGCUCUGAGAGAGAAUGGCACUAACUCUGAGAGCUUCCGACAGCGUUUCAGGAGAUUCCAUUACCAGGAGGUGGCUGGGCCGCGGGAGGCUUUCAGCCAACUCUGGGAACUUUGCUGUCGGUGGCUAAGGCCAGAGGUGCGCACCAAGGAGCAGAUUGUAGAACUGUUGGUGCUAGAGCAGUUCCUGACCGUCUUACCUGGGGAGAUCCAGAAUUGGGUACAGGAACAAUGUCCAGAAAAUGGAGAGGAGGCAGUGACUCUCGUGGAAGAUUUAGAAAGAGAGCCUGGAAGACCUAGAUCUUUGGUCACAGUCUCUGUGAAGGGGCAGGAAGUGCGCUUGGAGAAGAUGACACCCCCGAAAUCAUCACAAGAGUUAUUAAGUGUUCGGCAGGAGUCAGUGGAACCCCAGCCCAGGGGUGUACCCAAGAAAGAGAGGGCAAGAAGCCCAGACCUGGGACCACAGGAGCAGAUGAACCCAAAGGAGAAGCUCAAACCUUUUCAAAGGAGCGGAUUUCCAUUUCCUCAGUCCGGUGUGGUCUCCAGGUUGGAGCAAGGAGAGCCAUGGAUCCCAGAUCUGCUGGGCUCCAAGGAGAAAGAACUUCCAAGUGGCAGCCACACAGGAGACAGACGAGUGCAUGCUGAUCUGUUACCAUCCAAGAAAGAUAGAAGAAGCUGGGUGGAACAGGAUCACUGGAGCUUUGAAGAUGAGAAGGUGGCAGGUGUGCACUGGGGCUAUGAAGAGACCAGAACGCUCCUCGCAAUUCUCAGCCAGACUGAGUUUUAUGAGGCUCUCAAAAGCUGUCAUAAGAACAGCCAAGUGUAUGGGGCUGUGGCUGAGCGGCUCAGGGAAUAUGGCUUCCUCCGGACCCUGGAACAGUGUCGGACCAAGUUCAAAGGUCUCCAGAAGAGCUAUCGGAAAGUCAAGAGCGGCCACCCACCUGAGACCUGCCCCUUCUUUGAAGAAAUGAAAGCCCUGAUGAGUGCACAGGUCAUUGCCCUGCCCAGUAAUGGCCUGGAAGAAGCAGCCUCUCACUCUUGCCUGGUGAGCAAUGAUGCUAAGACUGAGGAGCCAGGGCGGAGGGGCUGGCAGCAUGAGGAGGGAGCAGAAGAGGCUGUGACUCAGGAGUCUGACAGUGAUGACAUGGAUCUAGAGGCGACCCCCCAGGACCCCAACUCAACUGCAGCUGUCGUGUUCAGAAACCCAGGUGGUGUACACUGGGGCUAUGAAGAGACCAAGACUUACCUUGCAAUUCUUAGUGAGACCCAGUUUUAUGAAACCCUCCGGAACUGUCACCGCAACAGCCAGCUGUAUGGAGCAGUGGCUAAGAGGUUACGGGAAUAUGGCUUUCUUAGGACCCCGGAGCAGUGUCGGACCAAGUUUAAAAGCCUGCAAACCAGCUAUCGGAAAGUUAAGAAUGGCCAGGCACCAGAGACCUGUCCCUUCUUUGAAGAGAUGGAUGCUUUGGUGAGUGUCCGGGUUGCUGUCCCAUCCAAUGAUGGCCAGGAAGAAACAGCUUCUUGCCCCAUCCAGGGGACCAGUGAGGCCAAAGCUCAGACGCAAGCCGAGGAGGCAGACGAGACCACAGAGGAAGAUUCUGAUGAUGAAGAAGAUACCGAGAUACUCCCAGGGGCUGUCAUAACCCGUGCUCCAGUGUUAUUCCAGAGCCCCCGUGGUUUUGAAGCUGGAUUUGAGAAUGAAGAUAAUUCAAAACGGGAUAUUUCUGAGGAAGUACAAUUGCAUAGGACAUUACUUGCAAGGUCUGAAAGGAAAAUUCCCCGGUAUCUUAAUCAAGGUAAAGGCAAUGAGAGUGACUGUAGAUCAGGAAGACAGUGGGCAAAGACCUCAGGGGAGAAAAGAGGAAAACUGACACUCCCAGAGAAGAGCUUAAGUGACGUCUUAAGUCAACAGAGACCUUGCUUGGGAGAGAGACCAUAUAAACAUCUCAAAUACAGCAAAGGCUUUGGUCCGAAUUCCCUUCUCAUGCAUCAGGAAUCCCACCAGCUGGAAAAUCCAUAUAAAUGCGCUGAUUGUGGGAAAAGCUUCAGUCGGAGUGCACGACUCAUUAGACACCGGAGAAUCCACACUGGAGAGAAACCUUAUAAAUGUCUUGACUGUGGAAAAAGUUUCCGUGACAGUUCAAAUUUCAUCACCCAUAGGAGAAUCCACACAGGAGAGAAACCUUAUCAAUGUGGUGAGUGUGGGAAACGCUUCAAUCAGAGCUCAAGCCUUAUCAUUCACCAGAGAACCCACACAGGAGAAAAGCCCUAUCAAUGUGAAGAGUGUGGAAAAAGCUUCAAUAACAGUUCUCAUUUUAGUGCACAUCGGAGGAUACACACAGGAGAGAGACCCCAUGUGUGCACUGACUGUGGAAAGAGUUUCAGUAAGAGUUCUGACUUACGUGCACAUCAUAGAACCCAUACAGGAGAGAAACCCUAUGGGUGUCAUGACUGUGGCAAGUGCUUCAGUAAAAGCUCUGCCCUUAAUAAACACCGAGAAAUCCAUGCACGGGAAAAGCUUCUGUCACAGUCAGCACCUAAGUAAGCCCCUGAGGAUAUAUAAAGGAAAGAGGCUCAAUAAAUGUAUUGUUUAGAAAGUCUUCCA